Messenger RNA from Ilex paraguariensis (yerba mate), 396 nucleotides. NCBI's taxonomy places the organism in Eukaryota, Viridiplantae, Streptophyta, Magnoliopsida, Aquifoliales, Aquifoliaceae. The record is from the annotation of a GenBank genome assembly.
AUGAUCUUAGGCUUCAAAUCAAAUUGGUGCUCACAAGAGGAAGUCCUCAACCACCCUUCUGUUGGAGGGUUCUUAACUCACAAUGGAUGGAACUCGACAAUGGAGAGCAUUUGCUGUGGAGUGCCAAUGGUGUGUUGGCCAUUCUUUGCUGAUCAGCAGACGAACUGUAGAUAUUGUUGUAGUGAAUGGGGCAUUGGAAUGGAGAUUGACAGUGACGUCAAGAGAGAUGAAGUCGAGACGCUUGUGAGACUGUUAAUGGAAGGUGAGAAGGGAAAGAAAAUGAAGAAGAAGGCCAUGGAGUGGAAGAAGAUGGCUGAAGAGGCCACUGGUCCUAAUGGGUCAUCGACUUUAAGUUUGGACAGAUUGGUGAAUGAAGUGUUGUUGUCUAAACAUUAA